CGGCAUUUUCUCUUAUAUAAACACCCUUCCUCCCCCUUUCUUCUUCACAAUUCUAUUCUAGCAAUCCUCUAUUUCUCUAUUUCAAGUUUCAACAACAAUCUUCUCAACAUGCAGAUCUUCGUCAAAACCCUAACCGGCAAGACCAUCACUCUCGAGGUCGAGAGUUCCGAUACAAUCGAUAACGUCAAGGCCAAGAUUCAAGACAAGGAAGGGAUCCCACCGGACCAGCAACGUCUCAUCUUCGCCGGAAAGCAGCUUGAGGACGGCCGUACUUUGGCUGAUUACAACAUCCAGAAGGAGUCAACACUCCAUCUUGUCCUCCGUCUCCGUGGAGGCAUGCAGAUCUUCGUUAAGACUCUCACCGGCAAGACUAUCACUCUUGAGGUCGAGAGUUCUGACACGAUCGAUAAUGUCAAGGCCAAGAUCCAGGACAAGGAGGGGAUCCCCCCGGACCAGCAGCGUUUGAUCUUCGCCGGAAAGCAGCUCGAGGACGGCCGUACCUUGGCCGAUUACAACAUCCAGAAGGAGUCAACUCUCCACCUUGUCCUCCGUCUGCGUGGAGGCAUGCAAAUCUUCGUUAAAACCCUCACGGGAAAGACCAUUACUCUUGAGGUGGAGAGCUCCGACACCAUCGAUAAUGUUAAGGCCAAGAUCCAAGACAAGGAGGGGAUCCCACCGGACCAGCAGCGUCUGAUCUUUGCCGGAAAGCAACUUGAAGACGGCCGUACCUUGGCCGACUACAACAUCCAGAAGGAGUCAACCCUUCACCUUGUCCUCCGUCUCCGUGGAGGCAUGCAGAUCUUUGUCAAGACUCUCACCGGUAAGACCAUCACUCUCGAGGUGGAGAGCUCCGACACCAUCGAUAACGUGAAGGCCAAGAUUCAAGACAAGGAGGGUAUUCCACCGGACCAGCAGCGUUUGAUCUUCGCCGGCAAGCAAUUAGAAGACGGACGAACCUUGGCUGAUUACAACAUCCAGAAGGAGUCUACCCUCCACCUCGUCCUUCGUCUCCGUGGUGGUAUGCAGAUCUUCGUCAAAACCCUAACUGGGAAGACGAUCACCCUUGAAGUGGAAAGUUCUGACACCAUAGACAAUGUGAAGGCAAAGAUCCAAGAUAAGGAGGGAAUUCCACCGGAUCAGCAGCGUUUGAUCUUUGCUGGGAAGCAAUUGGAGGACGGUCGUACCUUGGCCGACUAUAACAUUCAAAAGGAGUCGACUCUCCAUCUGGUGCUGAGGCUUCGUGGAGGUAUGCAGAUUUUCGUCAAGACCCUUACGGGGAAGACGAUAACUCUGGAGGUGGAGAGUUCUGAUACGAUCGAUAAUGUCAAGGCUAAGAUUCAGGACAAGGAGGGGAUUCCACCUGAUCAGCAGAGGCUUAUCUUCGCUGGGAAGCAGCUGGAGGAUGGGCGUACCCUGGCUGAUUAUAACAUUCAGAAGGAGUCUACCCUCCACCUUGUCCUCCGUCUUCGUGGUGCAAACCUCUUGAAGAUGCAGAUUUUUGUGAAAACUCUCACCGGCAAGACCAUCACUCUCGAAGUCGAGAGUUCCGACACCAUCGACAAUGUUAAAGCCAAAAUCCAAGACAAAGAAGGGAUCCCUCCUGACCAGCAACGUUUGAUCUUCGCCGGCAAGCAACUCGAAGAUGGCCGGACUUUGGCCGAUUACAACAUUCAAAAGGAGUCAACUCUCCACCUUGUCCUCAGGCUGCGUGGUGGCAUGCAAAUUUUUGUUAAAACCUUAACCGGAAAGACCAUCACUCUAGAGGUGGAGAGCUCCGACACCAUCGACAACGUUAAGGCGAAGAUCCAAGACAAGGAAGGAAUUCCUCCGGAUCAGCAGCGUUUGAUCUUUGCCGGUAAACAACUUGAAGACGGUCGUACACUUGCUGAUUACAACAUCCAAAAGGAGUCGACCCUCCAUCUUGUCCUCCGUCUUCGUGGAGGUAUGCAAAUUUUCGUUAAGACUCUUACAGGGAAGACUAUAACUUUGGAGGUGGAGAGUUCCGAUACAAUUGACAAUGUGAAAGCGAAGAUUCAGGAUAAGGAGGGAAUUCCGCCGGACCAACAAAGGCUUAUUUUUGCAGGGAAGCAGUUGGAAGAUGGAAGGACUCUGGCUGAUUAUAAUAUUCAGAAAGAGUCUACCUUGCAUCUGGUGCUUCGUCUGCGUGGUGGUGAAUUCUGAGUGUCUGCGUCAAGUUUUAAUUUUCUUGAUGAUUGUCUUGUAAUUGGCCUUUGGUUAGGUUGGUUUUAGUUGCUUCUUUUUAAGGUCUUCUUGUACUAUGUAUCUUUCUGAUUUCAAUAAGAAGCUUUUCGUUCGUAUUUAAAAUUUUAAA
Messenger RNA from Pistacia vera, 2332 nucleotides. RefSeq names its product polyubiquitin-like. The transcript is spliced from 2 exons. Bases 109 to 2181 code for a protein of 690 amino acids. Gene Ontology annotation, cellular component: cytoplasm; nucleus. Gene Ontology annotation, molecular function: ubiquitin protein ligase binding; protein tag activity. Lineage: Eukaryota; Viridiplantae; Streptophyta; Magnoliopsida; Sapindales; Anacardiaceae. The record is from RefSeq and is a predicted model, not a curated record. Gene Ontology annotation, biological process: protein ubiquitination; modification-dependent protein catabolic process.